UUUGUAUCAGAAUAUGGUAGUACUGCUGCCUAUGUACUUCGAUUAGCACGGCCAUGGUUUGGAAGUGAGCGUACUAUAGUUGGUGAUAUUGCAAUUGUUAAUGAUAUAUAUUUAAUUGCGGCUUCUUUAAAAGAUAGAAAACCACAGUGCAUUAUUGCAACAGCAUCAACUACAACACAAAGUGAUGAAGUUGAACGUAUAGUCAAGGAUCAUAAUAAUUCGUCAUUGGUUAAAUUUACACGGCCUAAAAUCUUUUCUGAAUACUCUUCUUCAAAAG
Messenger RNA from Racocetra fulgida, 277 nucleotides. NCBI's taxonomy places the organism in Eukaryota, Fungi, Glomeromycota, Glomeromycetes, Diversisporales, Gigasporaceae. The record is from the annotation of a GenBank genome assembly.